Molecule: messenger RNA, 1197 nt
Organism: Branchiostoma belcheri (Belcher's lancelet)
Lineage: Eukaryota; Metazoa; Chordata; Leptocardii; Amphioxiformes; Branchiostomatidae
Product: olfactory receptor 6C65-like
Exons: 2
Coding region: 1-1197 (398 amino acids)
Biological process (GO): G protein-coupled receptor signaling pathway
Cellular component (GO): membrane
Molecular function (GO): G protein-coupled receptor activity
Source: RefSeq, a predicted model, not a curated record
AUGGCAGAGGAAGAGAUGGGGUUUUCUGCCAACAUGGAUCUCAUGUAUCGAGAACCAUCGGUUAGUUCAGUGCCUCGUGAUGUCCAGACUGUGUAUCUUGUCAUCAGCCUACUGGUGGCAGUAGGAUGCGGCUUACUGCUCAUCUUCUUGGUUUGGAAGAAAGAGUAUCUCCAAAAACCCCGCCACUACCUACGGUGUAAUCUGGCAGUAGACGACAUCAUCUUCGUUAGCUGCUUGAUUCCGUUGGAGAUCUGUUUGCUGUUCAGUCAGGACAGCAGUAAGGAUCAUCUCUUCUGUUGGGUACAGCUGCUGAUAGCCUACCCCACGACAGCAUCAAUGUUUGGUACGUACCUUCUGAUGGCGCUAGAACUGUACUACUUCAUAUGCAAACCGUUGCACUACCGAGCUAAAGUCACCACGAAACGUGUCGUCAUCGGUGUGCUUUUCACCAGGGCCUUUGCUUUGUUCUUCGGAGUUGGGUCCGAACUUCUCAAACUACUUAAUAACACAGGAGACACUCUACGUUGUACUCCUGAGCCCAUGGGUAGCACCACUGCAGCGGCAAUCUUCUUGGGAAUUCUUCAAGCUGGGAUAGUGAUUGCCGUCAUCGUUGUCUUCGUACUGUAUUAUCUUGUCUUUAAAGAAGCCAGGAAGCAACAGCAGAGAGAUGAACAUUGCAAACUGUGGCUUUACAAGACCAAGGCAUUCAAUGUGAUGGCACCCCAUGUCUGUGUUGUAGCUGUGUCUGUGGCAUCUCUUUUAGUUAUGAUUAUCUGCGUUCGCGCAUUCUUAACAAGAAACGAAAAGGCAUCAGACCAACUCAUCAUGACUGUGAGGGUAUCCAAGCUGCUGUACCUGACCGUGUCGUCCAUGGUAAACCCCAUCGUGUACAGCUUCAGGCAGCCAGAGUUCCGAAGAGCUCUGAGGGAGCUGUUUUGCCGGCCUGCCAUCCAAGCGCCAUUGAACCUCUCUCCUCCCCCCGUACAGAGAAGACGCAACGUGCAGUUGGACAUCUUCAGUGCCUCCGACACUGGUCAAUGGACAUCAGACCAAGAAUCCACCUCAACACCCCCACCUCCAGUCACAGAGGGUCUAUAUGGAGGAGAGACAGCUCCCAGUCCUGAGACACAGAUCGGACAGGCAGAUACCCAUAGCCACCAUGCACAGCCUCCCAAUUGUCACAGAUGUACGCCGUAA